Scutellospora calospora is the source of this 572-nucleotide messenger RNA. The record is from the annotation of a GenBank genome assembly. NCBI's taxonomy places the organism in Eukaryota, Fungi, Glomeromycota, Glomeromycetes, Diversisporales, Gigasporaceae.
AUAGUAUAAUUUGUGAAGUUGUUCCUUCUAUUCAUGGCAAGGAUAAACUUGUUGUCGAUGGUCAUCUCAUGGUUAAUGACAAAACUCACAAUGACACAUAUUACUGGUAUUGUAAGAAGCAUAAUACAUUAUAUUGUAGUAUGCAUGCAAUAACUAAAUUGACUGGAGAUCAGCAUAAACUAAAAAAUGUAUCAACUCAUAAUCAUGCUGCAGAAGCAGCCCAAGCUGAUAUUGUAAAGGCGAUUUCUAAUAUCAAAGAACAAGCACAUCAAACAUAUAAUAAACUCUCACAAAUUAUUCAAGCUACAACUUCUCAAAUUUCUCAAGAAGUGCAUUCAUGUCUUCUAACACGUGAGGUACUUCAACAAGUAAUUCAAAGAAUUCAUCGUUCAGAUUUACUAAAAGAACCAGAAUCUCUGGAUGAUCUUGUUAUCCCAGAUGAUAUGCUGAGAACCUUAGAUAGACGUCUAUCACAUAUUCCUACAUUAGCAUUUUUGCUGCCUAGAGAAAUUCCUGGAGCUUUUGAUAAGCUAAAAGUUAUGAUGCCUACUGAAGCCAAUGAACUUAUAUAA